Molecule: messenger RNA, 611 nt
Organism: Acomys russatus (golden spiny mouse)
Lineage: Eukaryota; Metazoa; Chordata; Mammalia; Rodentia; Muridae
Product: ephexin-1-like
Exons: 3
Biological process (GO): activation of GTPase activity
Molecular function (GO): guanyl-nucleotide exchange factor activity
Source: RefSeq, a predicted model, not a curated record
GGCUCCUGUAUCAAGAAUAUAGAGAUAAAUCAACUCUCCAAGAAAUCGAACCCGGAGGCAACAGGACGCAGAAAUACAAAGCAACUCAGAUGGGUCCCAGACUGGGGAAGACACGCCAGAGGAAGAAGAGGAGGAGGAAGAGGAGGAGCUGGCCAGCCCACCUGAGAGGAGAGCUCUGCCUCAGAUCUGCCUGCUCAGCAACCCCCACUCCAGGUUCAACCUCUGGCAAGACCUCUGAGAUCCAGAGCAGCGGUGUGCUGGACAUCCUCCAGCCGGAAGAGGUCAAGCUGCAGGAGGCCAUGUUUGAGCUGGUCACCUCCGAGGCCUCCUACUAUAAGAGUCUGAACCUGCUGGUGUCACACUUCAUGGAGAAUGAGCGGCUGAAGAAAAUCUUGCACCCGUCCGAGGCCCACAUCCUCUUUUCCAAUGUCCUGGAUGUCAUGGCUGUCAGUGAGCGGUUUUUGCUGGAGCUGGAACAUCGCAUGGAGGAGAACAUUGUCAUCUCAGAUGUGUGUGACAUCGUGUGCCGCUACGCAGCUGACCACUUCUCCGUCUAUAUCACCUACGUCCAGCAACCAGACCUACCAGGAGAGGACAUACAAGCAGCUCUU